Messenger RNA from Pipistrellus kuhlii (Kuhl's pipistrelle), 823 nucleotides. RefSeq names its product SWI5 homologous recombination repair protein (gene SWI5). Gene Ontology annotation, cellular component: Swi5-Swi2 complex; Swi5-Sfr1 complex. Lineage: Eukaryota; Metazoa; Chordata; Mammalia; Chiroptera; Vespertilionidae. Gene Ontology annotation, biological process: double-strand break repair via homologous recombination. The record is from RefSeq and is a predicted model, not a curated record.
UGAAACCUCUCUGACCUAAGUCCCCUAGUCCCGAGUCCCCUUGAAGCUGGAAAUUUGGACCGUGACCAGAGAACCCGAAAGGGGAUGAAAACACUAGGAGACUGGGUCGCAACAUUCAAACACGGGGCUCAGGGCGAUAAUGACAGUUUCCAGGGGGAUUGUGACAGAACUGCAUUCCACUCCUCCCAACCGACGCCCAAGUCGCCGCUCCGCACUGGGGGAAGGGAGCGCCGGCCCGGAUCCGGGUCCCCGCAGAGAGGAAGCCCUGGGAGCCCGGAGCCCAGGCGGUCCGGUUCUGGGCGGCAGAAGGACUCAACCGGGACUUUCCAAAAGUUGCCGCGGGGCCUUCCGAUCCCCUCGGCCAUCUCCCAAGGCUGGCCAGGCUGAUGGGGCCAGCGAGGAUUCUCUGCACCUUGACAUUGAGAAGCUGAAGGAGAAGAGGGACGUGCUGGACAAGGAGAUCUCCCAGUUAAUAUCUGAAGGCUACAGUGUGGAUGAGCUGGAGGACCAUAUCGCCCAGCUCCACGAGUAUAACGACAUCAAAGAUGUGGGCCAGAUGCUGCUGGGCAAACUAGCCGUGAUCCGAGGUGUCGCCACCAAAGAGUUGUAUCCAGAAUUUGGCCUGGACGUGAGUGACUGAGCGGAGGCUCCCACGCCUUGUCCACGGCCACCGGAACAGGCGAUGAAGUGCCAGCAGCCCUUUUCCAGGGAGCCCGGGGAGGCAGACGGUGUGUUUCCAGCUCCAGGACUCCUGAGGUGGCCCAGUGAUAUGUGUGUAUGUAUGUACGUUGUCCUAUUUGUAAAUAAACAUGUAGAUAAUCUU